Messenger RNA from Rhododendron vialii, 1010 nucleotides. RefSeq names its product protein yae1-like. The transcript is spliced from 5 exons. Lineage: Eukaryota; Viridiplantae; Streptophyta; Magnoliopsida; Ericales; Ericaceae. The coding region runs from base 147 to 800 and encodes 217 amino acids. The record is from RefSeq and is a predicted model, not a curated record.
CUGGGCCACGAAUCUAUAAAUAAGUUCUCUCUCUAUCUCUCUCUCUCUCGCUCGCUCGCUCUCUGCGAUCAAUCAACAGUUCUGCUCUCGGUCUGAAAAGAAGUUGGAAAACCAAAAAUCAAACAGCUCUUCUCGGAGAAUUUCCGAUGGAUCGCAACUUUGCUGAUGAACUGUACUCUGAAAUUGUAAAGAUUCCAAAUGGAGAAUUGGGUCCAAUAUCCAGCAGCAAUUAUGAGGAGAGCAACUCUCAUGAUCACGAGUUGAAUCAUUUUUCGCUUGACGAUGAUUCUUUAUGGGGGAGCUCUCCUGAAAGAGGGACGAGUCUGUCUGAUUUGGAAAGGGAGUGGCAAAGAAGGCAUGACCAAUUUCAUACAAUUGGAUAUCGUGAUGGCGUGACAGCUGGAAAAGAAGCUUCUGCACAGGAGGGUUUCAACAUGGGCUUUAAGGAAUCAGUUGGUGUUGGAUACAACUGGGGCCUUGUUAGAGGUGUUACUAGUGCGCUGGCUUGCCUCCCGGACGGAAUGAAAGAGAAAUUGGUUGUGACACAAGAAGAGAAAGACAAGUUCCAGUCCUUAUACGAAUCAGUGCAUUCUCUUUCCACUACAGAUGCACUCAAGUUGUUUCAUGAUGAUAUCUUGACAAAUAGAUCGGUGGAACACAGUGAGAAUGCUGAGGCCAGUCCCAAUGAGGCAGGUUUGCAAGAUCCAAGUUCCAAUCUUCUGCAAAAUUACUUUGGGGAGCUUAAAUCACUCGUUCUCAUGUCUCCUGCAAUUGAAGUAAAUUUAGUGUUGGACCACUAGUAGACUUGUUUACUUUUCCUCUGUUGUAUAUCAUAAGGGUGAUCUGUUGGUUGGGGAAAUUUUUUGCCACCCCUAAUGGAAAUUAUUGCAAGACUUAAGUCUAUAAACAAUCAAUGUAUUUACCACAGUUGUUGAUUCAGUACCCUCUCCAUAUGUUAACUUUAUUUGUAACGACUUCUCUAUAUUGAAGCUUGAUUCUUAGUGCUUAAA